AUGAUACUCCCAUCCAAAAUGGUCAAAGAUGAGAAGAAAGACACCGACACCCCCGAUAAGAAGAACAAGCACAAGCCCCGGGAGGGAAAGACAGGGAACCGCCCUGCAAAAGAAGAUACAGACAGGAGGAUGCUAGCAAUGGCAAGUGCCUGCAAUUGGAAGAAGCUUUCCCCAGGACAUCACCUGGUCCAAAGCCCCGCGAAAAACAGAAUCAAUAACAACUACACAACACCAGAUGACACGAAACCUCCCAAAGAUACUAACCAAACAAUCGGGACUAGAGAAUGGAAGAUAUUGAAAAUCUUCUUCCAAAGGAAGAUUGUUCCAGAAACAAGCAGUCACGUGAACGCAAACAUCAUAGAACUUGUAAGUACAUGA
Lactuca saligna is the source of this 378-nucleotide messenger RNA. The record is from the annotation of a GenBank genome assembly. NCBI's taxonomy places the organism in Eukaryota, Viridiplantae, Streptophyta, Magnoliopsida, Asterales, Asteraceae.